Messenger RNA from Neoarthrinium moseri, 1014 nucleotides. RefSeq lists its product as uncharacterized. Lineage: Eukaryota; Fungi; Ascomycota; Sordariomycetes; Amphisphaeriales; Apiosporaceae. The transcript has 3 exons. The coding region runs from base 1 to 1014 and encodes 337 amino acids. The record is from RefSeq and is a predicted model, not a curated record. Gene Ontology annotation, molecular function: NAD binding; glyoxylate reductase (NADPH) activity; hydroxypyruvate reductase [NAD(P)H] activity. Gene Ontology annotation, cellular component: cytosol.
AUGAGCAAACCCAAGGUUCUUUUGCUCGGCAAAAUUGAGCACGCCCACUCAACCUGGGCCUCCUUGAGCACUAUCGCCGACAUCGUCACACCCAAGGCCACAACCCGCGCCGCCUUCCAGGAAGAGUGUGCCUCGGGCGCGCUGGACGGUGUGACGGUCGCCUACCGGACCUUUGACAGCAAUGACAUCACGGGCAAGGUGGACGACGAGCUGGUGGCAGCGCUGCCGCGGUCGCUGCGCUUCAUCUGCCACAACGGCGCCGGCUACGACAGCGUCGACGUGGCGGCCUGUACGGCCCGGGGGAUCCGGGUCUCCAACGCCCCGACUGCCGUCGACGACGCCACCGCGGACAUCGGCAUCUGGCUCAUGCUCGGCGCGCUGCGCAACUUGAACCAGUCGCUGCUGAGCCUGCGCCGCCGCGAGUGGAGGGGUCGCGCUGCCGUCCCGGCCCUGGGCCACGACCCCCAGGGCAAGGUCCUCGGUAUUCUCGGCAUGGGGGGCAUCGGCCGCAACAUGGCGAAGAAGGCGCGGGUGUUCGGCAUGCGGAUCAUCUACCACAACCGUACGCGGCUCGGUGAGGACAUUGAGAAGGAGUGUGACGCUGAAUAUCGAGGCUUCGAGGAUCUGCUGAGGGAGAGUGAUGUACUGAGUCUCAACCUCCCGCUGAAUCCUGCAACCCGGCACACGAUCUCCACGCCCCAAUUCGCGCUCAUGAAGCCGGGGGUAGUCAUAGUCAACACGGCCCGUGGUGCUGUCAUGGACGAGGCCGCCCUAGUCACAGCGCUGGAUUCAGGCCACGUCGAGUCCGCAGGCCUGGACGUGUUUGAAAACGAGCCGCAGAUCCAUCCGGGGCUCGUUGCUAACGAGCGGGUGCUUAUCGUUCCGCACAUGGGCACCUGGACCGUUGAGACGCAGACUAAGAUGGAGGAGUGGACCAUCUCGAACGUGCGAAUGGCACUAGAGGAGGGCAAGUUGAGGAGCAUUGUACCAGAGCAGAAGGAUCUCCAGACUUAA